AUCAUGUGAGAAGAAAACAACCCAAGUGUCCCAACAUUACUUGCAUACCCUUACGAGCGACGUGGUGCCUAAAUAUCCACCGUUCAACUUCACGAGCCAAUCCCCCCUAGCACUAAAAGUGACUAAACCCAUCACGUAGUUUUUCUAUAAAGGCCAGUUCAGGGCACACAAGUUCAAUAACCCAGAUCGUCUUCACUUUUCUCUUCUCUCUUUUCUCUUCUAAGCUCGAUCUUGUGCUUCAUCAACCUCCUUGAUCAUACUUUGUGGGUGUUUCAGUCAAGAAACAUAUAUAAAAUGGCUGCUUCAGCUUCCACGCAAUCGAUAUUCCUAGCCAACUCCGUCGCUUAUGGAGCUGGAAUGAGGAGCUCAGUCAGGGUAAACCAACUCUUACCAACUCUUCAUAGGUACCCUAACAUGAGGGUGCGCUCCAUGGCUGAGGAUGGUCUACCUGAGGAGAAACCAUCUACAGUUUCAGAACCAUCAAAGAUUCCAGCAGCAGCACCUACACCUACACCUUUCCCACCACCACCAAGGACUCCCAAGGUUAGCACCAAGUUCGGGGACGUUUUCGCCUUCAGCGGUCCGGCACCGGAAAGAAUCAACGGCAGACUUGCAAUGGUUGGCUUUGUCUCAGCUCUUGCGGUUGAACUGUUAAAGGGCCAGGACGUGUUUUCUCAGAUCUCCGACGGUGGAGUCUCGGUGUUCCUUGGUACUAGCAUUUUGCUGUCGGUUGCAUCCGUGAUUCCUCUAUUUCAAGGAGUCAGUGUGGAGUCGAAAUCAAAAGGGCUCAUGACCUCAGAUGCUGAGUUGUGGAAUGGAAGACUGGCCAUGUUAGGUUUGGUGGCUUUGGCUUUCACCGAGUAUGUCAAGGGUGGAACCCUUAUUUAAGUGUCUCUUUAGGGGGUUGUAUUUAGCAGUUACAAGUAUUAAUGAGAAAGUUACGUGCAUUUUUAUACUCC
This is a messenger RNA of Fragaria vesca subsp. vesca, 959 nucleotides long. Its product is annotated as early light-induced protein, chloroplastic-like. The transcript is spliced from 2 exons. Lineage: Eukaryota; Viridiplantae; Streptophyta; Magnoliopsida; Rosales; Rosaceae. The record is from RefSeq and is a predicted model, not a curated record. Bases 295 to 888 code for a protein of 197 amino acids.